Coturnix japonica (Japanese quail) is the source of this 2340-nucleotide messenger RNA. Lineage: Eukaryota; Metazoa; Chordata; Aves; Galliformes; Phasianidae. The record is from RefSeq and is a predicted model, not a curated record.
CAAUGGGGCCUUGGGGACACAAUGGGGACAACAAUGGGGCCUUGAGGACAACAAUGGGGCCUUGGGGACACAAUGGGGCCUAGGGGACACAAUGGUGACAACAAUGGGGCCUUGGGGACACAAUGGGGACGACAAUGGGGAUCUUGGGGUUACAAUGGGGCCUUGUGGACGCAAUGGGGCCUUGGGGACAAUAAGGGGUGAUUGGGGACACAAUGGGGACACAAUGGGGCCUUGAGGACACAAUGGGGCCUUGGGGACACAGUAGGGACAACAAUGGGGCCUUGAGGACACAAUGGGGCCUUGAGAACACAAUGUUGACAACAAUGGGGCCUUGAGGACACAGUGGGGCCUUGGGGACACAAUGGUGACAACAAUGGGGCCUUGGGGACACAAUGGGGCCUUGGGGACAACAAUGGUGACAACAAUGGGGCCUUGGGGACAACAAUGGGGCCUUGGGGACACAAUGGGGCCUUGAGGACACAAUGGGGACAACAAUGGGGCCUUGUGGACUCAAUGGGGCCUCGUGUCCCCCCCGUUGGCGCCAUGUUGCCCCUCAGGUGAUUGGGGGCAAUGAGGACCCCCACGGGGUGGUGCUGAAGGACCUGGCCCCCCCCCCGGUGUUGGUGGCACUUCGGGUCCAUCCCCGAAGCCCCCGCGCCAUGAGCGUCUGCAUGAGGAUGGAGCUCUACGGCUGCACAUGGGACGCCGGCCUGCUGUCCUACACCGCCCCACGGGGACACACCAUGACCCUCCACCCCACAACCAUUGUCCUCAAUGACUCCACCUACGACGGGGACAGCGCCGGACCGCUGCUCUAUGGGGGGCUGGGCCAGCUGGCGGAUGGGGUUGUGGGGCUGGAUGACUUCACACAGAGCCGAGAGCGACGGCUUUGGCCCGGUUACGACUACGUGGGUUGGAGGAGACCCCCGGGACCCCAGCCCCAUUUGGAGCUGCAGUUUGAGUUCGAGCACAUGAGGGUGUUCCGUGCCAUGCAGGUCCACUGCAACAACAUGCACACGCGUGGGGUGAGCGUCUUCAGGUCGGUGCAGUGUCGCUUUAAGAGCAGCCCUGACGCCCCCUGGGACCCCCCCGAAUCCCCCCACCACCCCCAAGGGACGAGUGGGGACCCCCGGGGAGACCCCCGAGCCCUGUGGGUCACUGUCCCUUUAAGGGGGCGCCGCGCUCGCUUCGUUAGCUGCCGCUUCUUCUUCGCUAACGAGUGGAUGCUCUUCAGCGAGGUCAGCUUCGAAUCCGAUGUGGUGGAAGAAGCAAUGGCCGCCAGUGAUUGGCUCCCAUCAACGCCCCCCAUGGAAUCCACCAAUCACAGCACGGCUGCCCCUUGGGAGCCCAAGGCCGGGCAACCAAUGGCCAAAGAGGAUCACAGCCACACGUCCAUCCUGAUUGGCUGCCUGGUGGCCAUCAUCCUGCUCCUAUUGGCCGUCAUCGUCCUCAUCCUCUGGCGGCAUCACUGGAGGAAGAUCUUGGGGAAGGCCCAGCGCCGUCCCUCAGAGGAGGAGCUGCGGGUGCAGCUGUCGGUGCCCGGUGACACCGUGGUGAUCAAUAACGCCACCGCGAUGGGACGGGGGUCACCGCGAUACGAGAGGAUCCCACCCGGGCUGGGGGAGUAUCAGGAGCCCAGCAGACCCACAUUGCCCCCGGUGCCCCCUGUGCCUGCGCCCUUCGCCAACCCGGCCUAUCGCCUCCUACUGGCCACCUACGCUCAGCCAAUAGGAGGGCUCGCCCGCGCCCCGCCCGACGGAGCCAAGCCAAUCAACACUGACGGUUCAAUGGAAGCCGAGUUGGGGGCUGGGGCCUACGCGGAAGCCGACGUCACCGGAGGCUCCGCCUACUCCCUGGCUGGCCCCGCCCCCUGCGUUGGCCCCGCCCCCAGCCCCGCCCUCCCCUCCUUCCCACGGGGUCAACUUCGAUUCCGGGAGAAAUUGGGGGAGGGGCAGUUCGGAGAGGUGUUGCUGUGCGAAGUCGAAGACCCCCAGGAGCUGCCCCCCCCCUCCCGCCCCCCGGAGCUGCCCCACGGGCGCCCCCUGUUGGUGGCCGUCAAAGUGCUGAGAGCCGACGCCUCCAAGAACGCCAGGAGGGACUUCCUGCACGAGGCUCGCACCCUGGGCCGGUUGCGGGACCCCAACAUCGUCCGUUUGCUGGGGGUUUGUUCGGGGCCGGGGGGUCCGUGGUGCAUCGUCACCGAGUACAUGGAGCACGGGGACCUGCACCGAUUCCUGGGGGGGCCACGGGGGAACACGCUCAGGUGGGGACACAGCCCAGAAACACCCCAAUAUUCAGCCCCCAUUCACAUACCUUAAAGCCAACCCCAUUACAUGACCC